Molecule: messenger RNA, 457 nt
Organism: Moneuplotes crassus
Lineage: Eukaryota; Ciliophora; Spirotrichea; Euplotida; Euplotidae
Source: the annotation of a GenBank genome assembly
AUGGAAGGGAACAACAUUUUGCUUUCAGAUACGGAUAAGAACUUUUCGAAUCUCGGGAAAAUAUGUAAGCCAGACAUUAAAGCAAAAUCGGAAAAUCAUAAACACCAGACUAUGUGAAAGGUGAAAAGAGGUAUCUUCCUCCAACUUUUCGUAGGCUUGGUCUCGUGCCUCUGAUCUUCACCCUCUUUGGACUUAAUUUAGUCACCUUCAAGAGUUAUUUUAAACGUAACUUAGGAAGGAGAUAUUAUUAGAAAAAUAGAUAUUUUCAUAAUUUUCAUUGACCAGGGUUGUCAAAGACUUAUUUUCUUGCUCUAAUCCACCUCUUUGUGGCUAGAAGACGAUAACAGAGGCUUCUGAGGCUUUAAUGAUACUAGUUAAAUGCCCUACUUUGACUCACACAGUUUGAGACUAAGUUUAAAAUAGGGACUAAAGUAUUCAUUUCUUUGAGAUUUCAGUC